AUGAGCACUCGGAAAUCUACAACCCAGAACCCGAGGUUUAGGAGGACCACUGGACACCCGCGAUCCGAGACACCGGCCGGCAAUAUACAGCGCAAAACUGAGCAGGUCCUAAGCCAGAGUAGCCCCGUUGCCUCGGAACCUGCCACCCAGCCGGAGGUACAGCCGGAAGUACCCUCGGUAGCUGAGCCCGAGCCCGAGCCCGAACCACGGCCGAAAUAUGUUCGCCCGGCACUGAACGAACCUACCCGGCCACCUGCGGACACAUCAAGUCCAGAGUAUAAGCGAGCCUAUUUCAGGUGGUGGAGCACAGUGACGGCAUUACCAUUCCUUAUCGUCACCUCGUAUUAUCUCUGGCAAGAACUUGUUCCAAACAUAGGUCGCCGACGCGAGCAGCCUCCAGAACAACAGGCCUAA
Messenger RNA from Canariomyces notabilis, 414 nucleotides. RefSeq lists its product as uncharacterized. The record is from RefSeq and is a predicted model, not a curated record. Bases 1 to 414 code for a protein of 137 amino acids. Lineage: Eukaryota; Fungi; Ascomycota; Sordariomycetes; Sordariales; Chaetomiaceae. The transcript has 2 exons.